GAAAAGAAAAAGAAAAUGGAAGAAUCACAUAAUAUUAAUAAUAGUAAUAUUAAUACUAGCAACAAUAAUGAUAAUAAAUAUAGCAAUAGUAAUGAUUACGAUCUUGGUAUCAAUAAUAAUAAUAAUAUUAAUAAUGGCAAAGCUAAUCAUGAAAUCAAUGAUAAUAAUAAUGAUAAAAAUGCUAAAUUAAAGCAAUUUUCCACUAAUAAUAAUUCAAAAAGUGAAAUCUAUAAUUCAGAAAAUUCAAAACAAAAAGAUAUUAUCGAUAAUAAUGAAUUAAUAUUCGAAAUUACAAACCAUGUACCUACAGAAACAAAAGAUGAUCCAAAGAAUAUUAUCAAAAUAGCAGUCGAGAAUAAUAAGAUAGAGAAUCAAAUAAAUAAUAAUUCGAAAGUUAUGGAGAAAGAAACUAAAGAAAAUAUAAAAUUGGAUGCAACAAAAAAUCUAGAAGCGAAACAGAUUCAAGACAGAAUUAACACGGAAGUUGAAAAAUAUGAGAAUAAAAAAUAUGAUAUAGUUACAUUGAAUGAAAAUAAAUACAAUAAUAUAAAAAAUGAACAUAGUUCUAACGAAGAGGAUACACGCGAACUAAAAGGAUAUCUAAAAAACGUAAAAGAUAAUGAUAAACAAAAAAUAAUUUUAUUAAAGUCUAAAGUUGAUCAAAUAAAACGAGAUUUAUUUAGCGAUGAAGAAGAGGUGUUAAAGAAAGAAGAAACAAAUCUUUCAGCCAAACAGAAAGACAAUAUUUCUACUGAAGUACUUGAUACUAUUAAAAAUACAGAUAUAGAAAAUAACGAUUCGGAAAAUCCGAAGAGUUUAUCAUGUGUACUUCAAUGUUUGCAGCUCGUUCCUACAUGUAAACAUGAUUGUAAAAUAGAAUCUCAAUGUACGAAAUACAAUCGUAAAAUGGAUCUUAAUGUAACUAUUCCUAAUUCGGUAGAGUAUCAUUUUCUACAUGACGAAGUAACAUCUUUCAAAAAAAGAAGGCGAAGAUACAGUAAUCAUGAGUUGGAACUUCAAAUUAAUAUUGUUUUAAAUGAUCAAAAUUAUGAUGAAAAUGUUAAAGUAAUGACAGCUACAGAUUAUGAAGAGAUAUUUAAUCUACCGCCUAAAUCUAGGAAAAGAUUGGGAAAUCGAAAAUCACCAAUUAAACAUGAAAAUAGUUGCGAAACAUCGAAUAAAAUUUCUAUCGAUACUUUAGCAAUGAAAAAUGUGCAUGAAAAACCUUUAGCAACUUCAUCUCCAUUGGAAAAACCAUUUACAUCUACAAUAAAAAAAAGUACUAUCAAAACUGCUACAAUGAAUGAAAAAAAUAUUGAAGUACAACAUAAUAAUAAAAAACGACUAAAAAUAGAUAAAAUUCGAGAAGAUAAUAAAGGCAAUAUUAUUGCAAAAAUUUCAAAAAGAAAAAUAUCAGAAUUAAAAGAAAGUAAACAGACUGAAAAACGACAAUGUACGACAGAUCCACAAACAUUACUAAACAAUUUAGAUCUGGAUAAGUUUUUAACUUCUGUUCAUGGACCAGCAUGAGCAUUAAUUUAGUUCUUCAACAUUGUACAGAAACAUAAAACAUAUAAACAUGUGCGCGCGUUAUAAUAUAAAAAUUGGGCAUUCUUUUAUCCUUUUUAAUUUUCUAGGAAACUAUUUUGUUAAACUUAUUAGCAUAAUGUGUAUAGUACAUUUAUAUAAAUAAAAGUUAUUUCUGUGUA
Messenger RNA from Apis florea (little honeybee), 1709 nucleotides. RefSeq lists its product as uncharacterized. The record is from RefSeq and is a predicted model, not a curated record. Gene Ontology annotation, molecular function: protein binding. Lineage: Eukaryota; Metazoa; Arthropoda; Insecta; Hymenoptera; Apidae.